AUAUAAACAAGGAGAAAAGGAAGAGCUAAUUUAUUUAGAUCGAAAUGUUAAAAAAAUCAUAGAAAGUUCUUUUGUAGCCUAGAUUUAGCCGUAGCCAAAGAAAAUGAGACUGCAUCUUGUUAUUAUAACUUGCUUGUAUAUGUGCUUAGAGGUUGUAACGGAGGAUUUGUAUGAUACAUUAGGUGUUUCCAGGAGUGCGUCCAGCCAAGAAAUAAAAAAGGCUUACAAAACCCUAGCGAAAGAAUGGCAUCCAGAUAAAAGUAAGGAUCCUUUAGCCACUGAUAAAUUUACUAAAAUAAAUGAGGCUUAUGAGACACUGAGUGAUCCAGAAAAGAGAUCCAACUAUGAUAAAUUUGGAUACACUUCUGCUCAAGAGCAGCAGAGGCCGUCCCAGCACACAUUUCACAGUUUUGAAGAAUUUUUCAGUGGAGGUUUUGGGCCUUUUGGAUUUGGUGGCCGUGAGAGCAUUAACAUGGAGAAAUAUCUUACAAAUAUUCGCCAUUUUGAAACAAAACUUCAGCCAGAAUCAAACCAGAGGCCUUGUUUUGUCUAUGGCUUUUCAGACUUCUGCUUCAGCUGUAUGAGGAUAGAGUCGACUGUGUACAAGUUUAUGACAGAACUGGAGAAUGUGGGUUUGUGUGUCAUUGCCGUACAUUUGAGGCGGUCGUCUGGCCUGGCCAGCCACUUACGAAUACAUAAUGCUCCAAGUAUACUUGGUGUGGUGUCGGGUAGGAUGACUUUUUACAAACAGAAUGAAAUCUCUUUUGACCAUUUGAAAGAUUUUGUCCGCAGUCUUUUCCCAGCUGAUACCAUUAUCAAAGUUACUGACGACUCAUUUGAGAAUUUUAUUCAAGGCUGGAAGAACAAUAAGGUGUGUGCCAUUUUCUUCAGCUCACGCACAGAACCCUCUCUUAGGUUUCUAGCACCUGCAUUCUUUUAUCGAGACAGAAUAUCAUUUGGCUAUGUGUCCACUGGUGCACCUGAAUCCCAGAACCUUGUAAAGAGAUUCAACAUCAACAAGCACAGAGAAACCUUGAUGCUGUGGAAUGAAGUCACAGAGUCCCCUCUUGCAUCUUUAGUGAUGCAGCAGUUUUCUCGCUCCACAAUAGAUGAGGUUUUGUCAACCAACAAGUACUUGAUUCUGCCCCGCCUCUCCUCACAGGCUGUAUUCGAUGAGCUUUGUCCAGAAGAGCCGAAGCUUAAGAAAAGAAAACUCUGUGUUGCACUUAUAACUCAAACAAUUGCUGAGCAUGACAUAGCCAGGACAACUUUCAGAGAGUUUGCUCAGAGCGCCAACACACAGAAUGGCAGAGUCAGAUUUGUCUACAUUUAUGCAGAUGUUCAGAAAAAUUUUGUUAAUGCCUUGACCAAAGGAAAUCACACACGAGCUGCACCUGUAGUUGAAGUGGUCAUCAUAUGGAGGAUAGACACACGGAGGUUGAGCUACGAGUUUCUUGAGGAAGGCUGGAGCAUUGAUCCUAAUGCUGUUCCUCUCUCCAGAAAGAAGCUGGAGGAAAAGUUGACAGAGAUACUGACUGGAGAUGAUCUAUUGCCCUACAAGACUGUGGUGCCUGAUGUUUACAAUGAGCAUAUGCUGAGUUUAAUAGCGAGAAUAUUUCUCAAAUUAUUCGACUGGUAUGACAGAAUUUUCUACUACUGCGUCAGUUAUGAUGGCAUGACAGUACUGACAGCUGUUGCAGCGAUAGCUCUGAUUGGAGUCAUGUCCUACAGCAUGAAAAAGUUGGCUCUUGUUGAAGCAGAAGAAAUCAAGAAAAGAAAAAUGCCAAGAAAAAGUAAUCAAACUAGACCACCUUCCUGCUCGCCAGAUAAUCAAACUAUUCAUGUGUAUGAACUGAAAUAUGAAACAUUUCAAAACCUGGUCUCCGAGGCAGACACUGGAUUGACUAUAACUGUACUUGUGGAUGAGCACACUAAAGAUAAAUUGCUCCAUAAGUUUGCAGAGAUCAUGCAGCCUUAUUCCAGAUACAAUGCUUUGACAUUUGCCUUUCUUCAACUAGAGUAUUACCUAGAGUGGUAUCGACAUUUACUAGAGCUUAGCAUGGACUUUAAGGUCACCCUUAAGUCUAUAAACAACCGCAACUGUGUAGGCACUGUACUGGCCAUCAACGGCUACAGAAAGUAUUACUAUAUAUAUCACCCUAAAAGAGCUAGAAGAUGGAUGAGACAUGAGCAUGGAAGUGCCAUAACAAAAGCUGUGGGCUUUGGAGACUCUGACUCCUCGUCCUCAGAAGAUGAAGGGAAAUCCAUGGAAGAAAAAGUUAUAUUUGAAGAGGAAACCCUAGCUGGUCUGAAUAUCUGGAUGGAUCGGGUAUUUGACGGGUCUGUCAAAAAAGUUCGACUGAACUAUUGGCCUGAAAUGUCCAAAUAAAUGUGUUCAAUUUCAUUCAUCUAUUAGUUCUAUAAAUAGAGUUUAAUUUCUUAGUGUAGUCCAUUAAAUAAUAAUCUUAAACAAUUAUCGUUUUCUUGGAGAAGUCAACCAUGACAAGAGUCAUGGUUGACUUCUCCAAGAAAACAUUAAUUGGCACAAUGGCACAAUUAAUUUUGGUUUUAUGGUAUUUCAAGUAUUGAAAUACUAAGAGAUUUAGAAAUGAGAAUACUUUAUGCUACAGAAACAUUACUCAUCCUAAAGAUAAGCUUUUUGUUAGUAAUUGAAUGUUUUCUUACAGUAUUUAAAUCUAUCAGAUGCACUUAUGUGGGCAAUGAUGUGUAUAUAUAUAUAAUCAUUUCUGGCGUUGUGAUUAUUUUCUCUCAAUUUUUAUAAUAAGAUCUGAUAACACUGAGGUGAUAAAGAGUGAAGGAAUUAUAGUCUGCCAUUUCCUGUUGAUGUGGUAUUGUUAGGUCAGUGACAUUAAUUAGGUGAAAGUGAUUUAUGUUCUUUUGAUUUCCCCUGUCAUGUUUAGAUUAUUUGGAACAAAAUGUUUUAAAUUUAACUUGUACAGUCUACCUUAGCUUUGGUAAAUAGACACCAUCAAAAUCUUAGUAAAUAAUAAUAGUAAUAUAGUUUUUUUAUUUAUUUAAAUUUCAUAAUUCCAUUUUAAAGCAGCUAUCUAAAUAAAAAAACAACACUAUAUUAGUGUAGCUACCAUACAAUAUAAUGCCUGAUCACUAUAUUACUAUGAUGCUGUUUCAAUAACUAAGCUCAUUCCUGGGACUAUUCAUUCCCAUAAUUCCAAAGACAAGCUUUUGUUAGUAAUGAUUCAAGUUUGGUAAUAUUUAAGGACUUGUAAUAAUUUUUAAUCUCUCUUGACAUGAUCAAAUUCGCUUUCAAGUUAAUAUAAUUCCCAGUGUUAGGGUUAGACAAUAUUUCUGUGUUCAUCUACACAUUACAAUGUCCAACUUGUGUAGGCAAAUAGUUUAUCAAAUUUGAAAGAAGCUAGUGAUUUCACAAAGUUUGAAGAUGAAUAUUUAUAUUUUAAAGCAAAUGAAAUCCUUAUUCUAGUAACCAUGCACCAAUAUGUUCAUAUGUAGAUACCCAUGUCUUGAUAAUUACUUUUCAGGGUGAAUAUAUGUGUUAUAAUAAAUUAUUGGUUUAAUUGUUUAUGAAACAAUAUCUCUAGAUAUGGUUCACUUUUAAAUGUCUUUUCUCAUCACAUUUUUAAUGUUGCUUUUAAUUUGUACCGAACACUCAGCAUUGACUCUGCUCCUAUUUAAGCCCUCUUGAACAUUGUGACUAGACAGGUGCUAAGACAAAGGUCCUGGGUUAAGAUUUUUAGGAUGGAUUUGAAAACAUAUUUUUAGUUAGCCUUAAAGUGCACAGGAACAAUCAUCUUUUUGGGGAAAUCAAAGGCAUUAAAUGUAGGGGACCACAUCAUUCCCUUUGCAAAGUGUAGACUUGAUUCCCACUUGUCUGUGUUCAGAUCUCAGUGAAUAAAGUGGUUUAUAUUUAUUUGCAAUUAUUUAUUGAUAAAUUAGAUCUAGGGUCUUUCCCAACUGUUCAUUAUGUGCGGUUGUAGUCUGAAUGUUAUUUUGUUUAUUGGGAUAUUAGCUAGUAGUUCAUUGUAACUGUUGGAACAUUGCUUUGGUUUGUGAUCAAAUUUUUAUAAAAGUUGUGCUUGAUGAGUUGGAGUUUUGAACUGUGUGGUUUUCUCCUUAUAACAUAUAUGAUAAGGGAGAUAAAAAGUGUUAUUUGUAUUUUUUGCCAUAGUUUGAGGAUAAUUAAAAAAUAAAUUAAAUAAAAGUGUUUAGGUUUAUGUUGUUUUUAUUUAUCAACAUUUCGUUGUUUCAUAUGGUUGACCAAUUUUGAGAAAGAUUUUUAUUUUCUUUCCUACAAAAGAGUUCCUAGUUUAACAUUGUUAUAGCUGCUUGACAUUGCAGACUAUUGCCACCUAACAAAAUAGUGAUAAUACUUUAGCCAUAAAUUAGUUUGGAAACCAAUGAUUAACAAUGUUAGACUGAGAUAAAUAUCAAAGGUAGUCUUAUCAUUUUGUUUAGUUUGACUAUGUCUACAGAUUUUAUUCGUUCUUAGCUUUACCAAACCCACAACUGAAUCACUUAGUUUAACAAUUCUUUUCACAAAAGAAAGAAUAAUGUAAUACAUAUCUCACAGCUAAAGAUAGAGAUUUCAUAUGCAGAAGGAACUUAUUAAGGCAAUCAACUUCUUGCACAAAAACUUUCUGGUAGGGUGUGGUGUUUUGGGAAGGAGCAGGAGAGAUGCUGUAGACUUUGAACCUCAAAUCCUUGAAUUAAUCAUUUUGUGUUUUUCUUUAUUCAUGAUCCUCAAAAAUCAUUAAAAGUUUUAUCAUUUCCAGCUAAUCUUUUUAUCUUGUCACUUUGCUUUUGUAUUCCUUUCUGUUUUGUUGUCAUUUUAUGUUGAUGUUUUUAUUUAAAGAAAAGGAAAAUGUGCAAUAUGUCUAUCAAUCAAAAAGUUGGUAAAAUAGUAACUUAUGUGAUUCUUUUGUACUUUUCUAGCUUGUGAGUGAGAAUAGCAAAUGCCUUUAAAAAAAUGGUGAGAAUAGACAAACACUGUAAAUGAAGAAAAUUAUGAGAAUGUAAUUUAAGAAACGUUUGUGUACACCUAGAUCUACUUGUGAUGUGUUUUCAUUGAAACUUUUUUUUAGACCAAAUAAAGACUUUGAAAAUA
Messenger RNA from Biomphalaria glabrata, 5101 nucleotides. RefSeq names its product dnaJ homolog subfamily C member 16-like. Lineage: Eukaryota; Metazoa; Mollusca; Gastropoda; Planorbidae. The record is from RefSeq and is a predicted model, not a curated record. The transcript is spliced from 14 exons. The coding region runs from base 104 to 2389 and encodes 761 amino acids.